AAAUAGAUACGCUUAUCGAUCCAUUGAACAAUCGGGGCCUUUGGUUUAGUUGGUUUUUUAUUAUUACUAUCAUUUAUUUUUAAUUAAUAUUUUUUUUUGGAGUGCUGCCAAAUCAAUGUUAAGCGUAGGAGCCCCUCUGAUUUCACCGCCUACUUGCAAGAAACUAAGCUCGUAAGAAAUUAAGAAACUAACUACAACAAGCUUUUCACCCAGUUUAUCAUCCAAAUAAAAUCUCUGCACGACUGUAAACUUAAAAAUAAAAGUAAAGUAAUUUUUAUUCAGACUGAGGCUUUAUACCUAACACACCUACCACAGUCCGCCAUUGAAGGAAAAUGCUUAACCAAGCACUAGUAUUUUUUCCACCAGUAAGUAGUAACAAAAAUUACUCCGUCCUGGUUGGACCCCUGCGUGCCUAUUUGUUACGUCAUUAGAGCGUCAUCACGUAGUUGUCCUUAUUUCAACUUAUCUAACUGGAUCGCUUAAUGAAUGACGUGCACUAAACGGGUACUUUCUUGUUGCGUCCCUAUACCUUCUGUAAGACUGAUGGACCAUAAUUACUGACUUUUUUGGUUAAAUUAGGGGCGCUUACCAUUCGACCAAACUUUUGCUGUGCAUUUCAAGAAAUCUCCAGUGGGCAAUGAAACAGCAUUUUCCACAAUUUUCGAAAGAGAGGACAACCUCGCGAACACCCAAAAAAUUGGAAAAUUUGUCACCGGGAAUUUCUGUUUUAUUUGAUUUUAAUCCCGGAAUUUCCGAAAUUUUGGGUCGAAUGAUUUUCAUUUCGGAUAUUUAAUCAUUUUCGGAUUUUUGGCAAGCGUAGAAAGUGUCCAAGUUUUUGUCAGACUUCUUAACCUGGAAGUCUGCUGUUGGAACUGUGAGCGUUUACGUCCGUCCACACGAAGACGAUGAAAGGACCUGGCACCGUUCAAAUAUUAAUAUUCGUUUAGAGACUUAAGCGGAUAAGUGUGAACAGCCCAAGAGUGCUUCCAAUAUUGCAAAGGCGUUUGACGAUAAUGCUCCGAAGAGGAAAACCGAAGCUGAAAAAGAAUUUUUGACCAUCAGUAUCAGUAGUGUCUAAAUUUAUCAGUAAAAUUCUGCUCAACGCUAGCCGGGUUUCCGAUUAGAUCUUGGGUCUUGCCUUCUUUUUCGAAUCUUCGAGUCAUGUUUUUGUGCAUUUCUACCUAUUGCAGGCCGGCGUGUAUUAUUUUAGAAAUACAAACCAGUUUGGAUUUCAUAUUGGAGACUCUCCGGGCACCUUUUCUGAAAGUUCACGAGAUUUAGUCCACAUACAUGUACAGACGUGCUUUUCAACUGGCGUGUCGACAACUGCGUGAAAACAAAUUAAUUAUAUUUCGAUGAGCCGACAGCAAAACUCCUAAUUGCAUUUCUCAGUAGAUGCUUUCCCAUAAAACUGUUUUUUACAACCAAUAACAAAUGGCAAAACAAAACAUAAUGUUCACAAGUUAGUAACAAAAAUAAAAUUACUCCAGGUGCCCCAUUUGGGAGCCCAUUUUACUUUACGUUUUCAGCAAAGGCCAAUUUGCAUACCACAUAGUGCGACCAAUACAAUGUUGUUGAUGGUGUUAAAUUAUCGAUUAUUUCAAUAUUGCCUUGACUUUCCUACGGAGGCAAUUCACUUUGUUGUUACUAAUGGCAAGCUCAGUUAAGGAUUCGGCUUUUUAAUGUACGUCUCUCCACGUGAGUUGGUGAAUUUAGACUACUAAAAACGAGAUUCUCUACUUCGGUAGAUUUUAGAGUACUGGAUUGUUCACAAAACAUCCUGGCAAGUUUGAAUUGCGGUGGUUCCAAGCCGAGCCAACUCAUACUGGGUCUCAUAUUAAUGGCUCUUUGGCGAAUUCCUGUUUUAGGGAGACGAUUAUUUGGCAAGCGACGUUUUGUUUUUGUCGUAGUGGUGGCAAGCUUGCCUUUUAUUGGAUAUUUAUUGUUACUCAGUCCUUCGGAAAAACUGGUGACUGAAGAAUACUCACUCUCAAAGAAUACUGCUACAGAUGGCCCUUGUGAAACAAGACAACAUACUGAGUAUAACACAGAGAAACAAAUCAGAGCGAUGGUCGCAUCGACGGAACAAACGUUAACAGGGAAGCGAAAAAUCGAUAUCCACUCCUCAAUGCCAAAUGGAAGUUUGAACGUACACAUGUGGUCUGAAAUAUGCGGAACUGAAGUUGACAUUUUAAGACACUGGCCUCAUUUUCCUUACUUUCCAGACAAGACUUCUUUUAUUUAUGAAUUUCACAAAUCUCAGCUUCACAAUUCAAAUAAUAACGGAGAAAGAAUUUUUGGAUUUCUCCAUCCGCUGAAAAGCGGCCAGUAUAAGUUUGCCAUCACAUCAGAUGAUGCAUCAGAGUUGUGGCUGAGUCCAAAUGAAGAUCCCGCUUCCGCUAAGAUGAUCGCGCGCGUUUAUUCUCCGGAUGAAUCAGCUUGGACUCAGAAAGGAGACUUCAAUAAAUAUUCUGAUCAAAUAUCUGACCUGAUAACCCUUCAGUCUGGCAAGAAAUAUUACAUCGAGUCUUUGAGUAAGCAAGGUUCUGGAUUGGCCCACGUGGCUGUAUAUUGGUCAUAUAGCCCUUCCAAUACAGAAUUUGAAAUUAUUCCCACGAAAUAUUUGUCAAGUUUUUCUCAAAGUAAGCAUCAUGAAGCCAUUCCCCUUCACGCAGGAAAACAACCCAACAACUCGCCUCAAAGCAAGAGCAAACCAUAUGAUUUUCAUCGUCUUCCAUUCAUUAGCAGAGAAGAGUACAAUGGCCAAAUCCCAACUUGUCCUUACAGUCCCAGCUUUUUGGUGCGAGGAAAGCUUCAAAGGUAUCAGGGCAUUUCGCUGACAAGUGAGUCGCAUGUGUUCCCACAAGAUGACACAAACAUGUUAAAAAGCAUCUCAUGGAAACAUCGAUUGGCAACGCCUAAUCCACAUACGGACAAAAACAUAGUAGAAUCCUUCGUGAUCAAGUUUGUCAACUAUUUCAAGUCUUUGCAGGCCAGUUUAUUAUUCCUAAAACAAAAGACAGACCUUUUCAAAAGUGCCUGGAAACAUCCAUGGUCAAAACCCAAUCCACGGGUUUAUAGGAACACAGUUGAACCCAUCGUGAACAAGUUCAUCGAUGUUUUGCGGUCUAGGAACUACUUCUUGAAGAAAAUCCACAAAGUAACUCACAAGCCAGACCCGAAGUAUGGCGAUCGCUUCUUGUUAAACCUCGAACUCGGCUUGGACAACACCAAUCAAUCAUUUCGACUGUCAGAACACGUGUAUCAGAGAAAGGGAAACGACACCUUGUGCCUUCCUGAGGGUUUCAUAUGGAAUAACAGCGCUACAGUGUAUUUCAUUCUCCCUGUCAAAGAUCAAGGAAAGUGGGUGCAUCAUUUCAUAAAUCAACUGACUGAAGCCAGCUUCUUGACCGAUGACAGGAACUUUCACGUCAUAAUUGUUGAUUUUGAAAGUAAAGAUAUUGAUAUGGGCAAGGCGUUUAACACAUCU
Molecule: messenger RNA, 3490 nt
Organism: Orbicella faveolata
Lineage: Eukaryota; Metazoa; Cnidaria; Anthozoa; Scleractinia; Merulinidae
Product: beta-1,4-N-acetylgalactosaminyltransferase 3-like
Cellular component (GO): Golgi cisterna membrane
Molecular function (GO): acetylgalactosaminyltransferase activity
Source: RefSeq, a predicted model, not a curated record